Messenger RNA from Neurospora tetraspora, 594 nucleotides. RefSeq lists its product as uncharacterized. Bases 1 to 594 code for a protein of 197 amino acids. Lineage: Eukaryota; Fungi; Ascomycota; Sordariomycetes; Sordariales; Sordariaceae. The transcript has a single exon. The record is from RefSeq and is a predicted model, not a curated record.
AUGUCUCAAGACCAACGAGACCAGUCUGCUCCAGCAUCACCAAAGGAGCCUCGUUUUGAACCCAAGCCACUCACUCUGGUCCUCUGGAACGGACCGGAUGAACGGAAACAGGUCCUUACCAUAGAACAACACUACGUAAAAUGGAGAAUUUUCUUCACGACACUUGUCCACAAUUCCACCCCAUGGGAAGAGCUUACAGCCUACGAUUUGCACGUCCUGCUAGACCUUUCCGCAUGUAGAGCGCCAAAAAAUGCUCAGUUUGUGUCGACGAAAGGAUUUUGCACCCAAGAAGAGGUGGAGGAAAAGGAAAAGGCCACAGAGGAGAUUCUGACAGAGUUGGGGUUCCGAAAUCUGAAGACCACGGCAAAGGGGCAGUCAUUCUCCCUGGAAAUGAAAUGGCCGUUUCCCAAAGGACAGCCAGUCGCGGAUGUUGAUCAGCUCAAUGAUGAUUUUUGGGAAAGGUUUAAGAAGCCUGCGUCGUCAAAGGCAGUGACUCAAGCAACGUCAGAGUCAGAGUCAGUCGCCGGUGAAGAUGGGAAGCAAGUGGUAAAUCAGGACGUCACAGAGAAGCAGGUUGGAGAAGAGGAAACCUAG